Molecule: messenger RNA, 4235 nt
Organism: Mycena citricolor
Lineage: Eukaryota; Fungi; Basidiomycota; Agaricomycetes; Agaricales; Mycenaceae
Source: the annotation of a GenBank genome assembly
GAACGCUGCCGUACCGUUGCCAUGCAUGCAGCUUGAAUGUCGAGCCUAAAUCUUUCAUUACAUGUUCUCAACCAGUCUGAAGAAGGAUGUCGGCCACUGUGAACAGAUCCUUGACGUGCAGCGGCCGCAAUUUUUGGCUCCAGGGCCUAAGGAGUCGGCGUUCGACUGUUGAGAGAGAGGGAGAGGCUUUUCUGCGCGACAGGCCUUGGCUAGAUCGGCGUCCAGGCUAUUUUCGCAUCGCAGGACCUCGAUGGGGUGUAUGUGUCGUGUGUGUCAUUUGGUAUUAUCCUGAUGGCCCCGGACCGACCGCGAGCGUUUGGCGAGGGUGUCAAGUCUCUAAGAAUCAUCCCGGCCACCGUAAUCGGAACCAAUAUUCAUGCCACGAGGCGCACUCGGGAUGGUAUAAGAGCGCGUCCGAAACGAUUCUAACAAGCAUCAAUUUCCUUUCCUUUCACUCCUCCCCUCCCUUUUCCGAAUCUAACAGCAUGCUUUCCACGACCACUCUCGCUCAGUUCAUCGCGCUGGCAGCAUUUGCUGCAGCGGCUCCGACCAAUGUGACGAUCGCCGAGCGCGGAGCUUGCAUCGUCAACAGCGUCGCCAGCUCGAAGAGCUUGUCGAGCUGUACCACAGUCACCAUCCAGCCCUUCACUGUUCCUGCUGGUCAAACGGUGACUAUUGCGGCAGCUAAGGGCGCGGUUGUUACCAUGGCCGGCGACGUGAUCUUCUCCAAGACCAGCACUGCCGGCCCGCUCUUCAUUAUCAAUACUCCGAGUGUCACCUUCAACGGCGCCGGCCACAAAAUCAAUGGAAAUGGCGCCUCGUACUGGGACGGAAAGGGUACUAACGGCGGUGCCUUCAAGCCUCACCCCUUCGUGAAGCUCCAGGGCUCGGGAACAUUCGAAUCGUUCACUGUCCUCAACUCGCCUGCCCAAGCCAUCUCGGUUGGCACCAAUGCGGCCAGUACCAUCAAAGGCGUCACCGUCGAUAACUCGGCGGGUGCAAGCCUCGGCCACAACACCGACGGGUUCGACAUCAGCGCGUCAGACGUGACUGUGAGCGGCUGCACGGUCCACAACCAGGACGACUGCGUCGCUGUCAACUCUGGAAACAACAUUGCAUUCUCGAACAACGUCUGCACUGGCGGACACGGAAUUUCGAUCGGCUCCAUCGCCACCGGCAAGUCGGUCACUAACUUCCGCGCUAGUGGCAACCACGUGUCGAAUUCGAAAUACGGGAUCCGCAUCAAGGUGCAAGAGGCCGCCACUAACGCCAAAGUCUCUGGUGUGACCUACCAGGGCAACGUCCUGACCGGCAUCUCUGAUUUCGGUGUGCUCAUCUCUCAGAGCUACCCUGUCGAGGAUGGCCCCAAGGUCGGAACCGGCGGCCCCAUCUCUAACGUCAACUUCGACGGCGCUGCGACCACCGUUGCUGUUGGUUCCAGCGGCCAAGGCCUCGUCGUGAACUGCGGCGCCUGCACUGGCGCAUGGGACUUCUCCGGUCUCUCCAUCUCUGGCGGCAAGGGACACAAGGUCACCGCCAACAACGCCAAGAUUGCCGGCGGAAAAUUCUGAACUCGCACGAAACACUGUCACUCCUUUACCACCCACACUCCUUUUCACACACUCUUUUCCACUACCUAGUCCACUUUUCGUAGUCGCCGAGCGCGGCGGUCGUGCCUGGUGUUGCACGAUUCCAUAAUCGUUCCUAGAGAACCACUUCUACUCUACCCUCCUCAGUCAAAUUCAAAUAACUGCCAUUGCCAAUGCACUUUACUCUCCUCAUGUCUGCCGUGUUCCUUGACCAAUGUCCCCGCUUGCUGCUAUCUGUCAGGUGAUCGCGUCUGCGCGUGAAGACUGGUGAUGUCAUCGUAGUGGUAACUGAGCGCGUUUUUCCCACCACCCCCUGCACUCCCAGUCAUCAUGAUCAUCUCGUCGAGAUUUCUUGACCGGAACCAAACCCAGAUCCUAUGCGCAUGAUACCAAUGUCUGCAAGUCUCUGGCACUGUGGACACAGGAGAAAGGGGAGCAGAAUGAGGAGCACCACAGACUGACAGACAGCGUGAUAUACGAUCACCUCAUUACACACCCCUCUCUCUCCGACGUCUGCUCUCUUCCUUGUCCCCUUCCAUCCAACACGCCAUGGAAUGCAUCGAUGUCUGUUACAAGAAAGUCGGAGAGCUAUCUCUGCUUCUCAACGUGUACCCGCCCGACAUCAGUUCCCUUCGCCACGAAACGCGUUCUAACACCGAAGUAUUGCGGCUGCCCACCGUUGUGUAUUUUCACGGAGGUGGACUCACUGUCGGAAGUAGAAACAGCUGGUUUCCUAGCUGGCUUCAAGCGCGUCUCAAUGCCGCUGGCAUGGUGCUCGUUUCCGUUGACUAUCAGCUCAUUCCCGGCCCCGCCACGGUGCACAGCGUGAUAGACGACAUUCAGGACGUGUUCGCUUUCCUGCGCGACGAAAACACGCGCUUCAAGUCGGGCGAGGAUCUUGAAUUCGGAAUUCGACCUGAUGCGAUGGCCGCCGCGGGAUCCAGUGCUGGCGGGUUGUGUGCCUUGCUGGCGGGCAUACAUGUCUCGCCUAAGCCGAAGGCCAUCCUCGCCCUGUAUGCUGUUGGCGGCGACUCCUUUACCCAUCAGACACUCUCGCCCAAGACGAAGCCGUUCUUCCUCGGGCGCGAGAUGCUGGAUCCCGCCGACUUCCCUGACCUGCUGUAUCCCGGAUGUCAAGCCCUUCAACCCAUCUGCGAUUCUCCCCUCGAGUAUUAUCCCCUCGAUCACCCAACGAAACCUGGCUGGCCCUCGAACCCCCGGACAUAUUUAUCCCGCCUCUACCUCCAGCUUGGACAGUAUCUCGACUACUGGACUGGCCAGCACGAACCCAGCUUGUCUGAGACUCUCCGCCCGCUGCUGGACAACCCCGACUUGGUCAGCGACCCUUUUGCUAUGCAGGAUGCUGCCGCAGAGCUCAUCCCUGAGCACCACCGUCGAAUCUUCCCCCAGCUCCAUGUGACAUCCGAAUUCCCGCCCACAUAUCUGUUCCAUGGGGCGGACGAUACGGCUGUGCCCCCUUCUGACUCGCGCCACUUCUACAUGCUGCUGCAAAUGGCCGGUGUCGCUGCUCACCUGGUCUAUGUUCCCGGAGCGACCCAUUCCUUGGACUAUGUGAAGAACGCGGAAGAGCUGUUAUCGACGUCGGAGUUGAUCAAGACGACAUUGUCUCAUGAUGCGACGGAUACGCUCAUAGACAAGUGGCUCGAGCACCGCGGAUACGGACACGACGCAUACUACGAGUGGUUUCGGGACGUCCGCGACCGCAAGCACGCGACCCAUGACGAGCAGAGCAUCAUCUGGAACAAAGGGGACUUCGUCCCUGAGAAUGUCUUUUGUCGGACAGUCGACACUGGGCGGCUCAUCCCCCUUGAUCGCACAUGGACGACACACUUAUACCACCACCGGACAGUGCAGGAGCGGAAACUGCCCAUGAUGCCUGUUAUCUUCACCAUGCUUCCGGAGCUCAUGCUCCUGCGAGGCAUGCACGAUGGCGGCUGCGAUGAGAUAUUCAUAAUAGUGACCGACCUGAAGCGGCAGGAGAUGGAUGACGUUACAGCUUUCUUCAAGCUCAUCUGCCGGAACACGUUCGGGCGGACGUGCAAACCAUCGAUGGAGCGGGAGAUACAGCUUGAGCACAUGCGCAUCACGCACAGCAUGGCUCGGCAGCGUCGCACUCCGUGCUUUCCCCAGAUCGAUCUGACGUUCCGCGCGCUGUUGUACGAGAAACGGCCGCGCUUCCUCAUCCUCUUCUCCCAUCAGCCGACGUCCUACUCGCAAAUCAUAUUCACGCACCGCUCUUAUGUGCCGUCUGCGGAUCUGUUCUACGAUUAUCCCACCGGCUGCCCCAAUCCUUGUUGCACGGAUGACUGCGAGAUGAUACGGUUCCCGCGCCGGGGACCGGAGGCUGCACAAGUGCUGGACAUCAAGCGCGGUGGAAAGUACGGGAAACGGGUCAAGCGGAAGCAGAUGUGCAACUGGAUUGAUUGCGACGUGUGCUUCGAUACGGGCGACAAUGCGAGUGAGUCGGGGAGCUCUGAGGGAUCGGAGAACAGCAACGCUGGGGUUGUUGAACGUCCCAAAGUCGUCGCUCAGACAUGCAGCAAGUGCAGGUUGGUCAGAUACUGUUCGCUUGACCACCAGCGCAAAGAUUGGGAAGAGCACAGACGUGUUUGUGCCAAAUUGUGA